Gavialis gangeticus (Gharial) is the source of this 1628-nucleotide messenger RNA. RefSeq names its product claudin 2 (gene CLDN2). The coding region runs from base 131 to 961 and encodes 276 amino acids. The transcript has a single exon. Gene Ontology annotation, molecular function: structural molecule activity. Lineage: Eukaryota; Metazoa; Chordata; Crocodylia; Gavialidae. Gene Ontology annotation, biological process: calcium-independent cell-cell adhesion; bicellular tight junction assembly. Gene Ontology annotation, cellular component: bicellular tight junction; plasma membrane. The record is from RefSeq and is a predicted model, not a curated record.
CAUACCACUGAGCUGCUCUCCACAACAUGGGAAGACAGAAAGACGAGAAAGGCACUUGAUGUGAAGAGAAAGGAAGCCAGCAAUACCAGACAGGAGCAUUCAGACACAGCAAGGCAGCAAGUGACUGAAAAUGGUCUCGGUUGGGCUGCAGCUCAUGGGUUACACCCUGGGGUUACUGGGGACAAUAGGCACCUUGACAGCCACACUCAUGCCCAACUGGAAGAACAGCUCCUAUAUCGGCUCUAGCAUCGUGACAGCGGUGGGCUUCACCAGGGGACUUUGGAUGGAGUGCGCCGUCCAAAGUACUGGUAUCACCCAAUGUGAUAUCUACAACUCCCUACUGGAUCUGCCUUCUGACCUCCAGGCUGCCCAGGCUAUGAUGGCGACCUCUGCUGCUGUUUCUACCCUGGCCUGCAUCAUCAGUGUGGUAGGGAUGAGAUGUACCAUCUUUGCUCAGGGCUCCCCAGCCAAGGACAGGGUGGCAGUGAUAGGUGGGGUAAUCUUUGUCCUGGGGGGACUACUGUGUUUCAUCCCCAUUGUGUGGAAUAUCCAUGUGGUGCUGCGUGAUUUCUACAAUCCCCUGAUCCCUGACAGCAUGAAGUAUGAGAUCGGGGAGGCAUUGUACCUGGGCAUCAUGUCUGCCUUGUUCUCCCUCAUUGGUGGCUUCAUACUCUGUGCCUCCUGCCCACCCCGGAACCAGCAACUGGACUUUCAAAGCAUCUACCAAUCCAGAGCCCUAGUUGCCAAAAGCCCCCGGCCCUCCAUCAGCCAUACACUAAAGAGCCCCCGGCCCUCCAUCAGCCAUACACUAAAGAGCCCCCGGCCCUCCAUCAGCCAUACACUAAAGAGCCACCGGCCCUCCAUCAGCCAUACACUAAAGAGCCACCGACCCUCCAUCAGCCACAUGCUAAAGACUAAUAAGAGUGAGUUCAACUCCUACAACCUGACAGGGUAUGUCUAGGCACAGCAAGGCCCAGUCAAUUCCCCCGCAUCAAGUCCAACACUAUCCUAGCAGCUGGCUGGAACCUCUACUGCUUUGGGGGCUACCUGGACUGAACUGUGGCAAGCACGGAGAUGCCUUGCCUCUCAUGCUUUUCAUGGACACCUUCUCAUUUAAAUCCUGAUGUUCUCUGAGGCUCCUGCAUGGGACUUGCAGCUUCUUGGGAGACCAGUCAUUGGUCCCACACACAGACUAGCCUGGCUUGGGCCCACAUAGCCCUGUUGCAUGAGAUGGGUUUCCUUGAGCUGCCAGCAGUGAGUACAACCCAAACCCAACAGCCUCAGGAGACUAAUCUCCCUUGGGAACCCCACUCUGCCUCCUGAGCCUUGCUACUAGGAAGAGAAGCCUCCAGGAUGGCCAGCUCCAUCAAGCCAGCCAACAUCAUGGAGGACAGACCUGGCAGGGAACUGACUCUGGCAGCUGGUGGGGCAAUCCCAGCUGCUGUAAGAGUUCACUGAACUGAGAGUACUGGAAACAGAACAUGGGAGGGUGUUUCCAACCUCCUGAGACUGGAGGAGGACUGUGGCAGUUGUGAAAGAGCAGAGGCUGGAGAAGCAUUUGAGCAGGGCGGUGAUGGUGGGGCUCACUUACUGGGACACAGGGUGAAGCACUUGCAGUGUCACGGUGG